Messenger RNA from Cucurbita moschata (crookneck pumpkin), 1668 nucleotides. Its product is annotated as scopoletin glucosyltransferase-like. Bases 103 to 1542 code for a protein of 479 amino acids. Gene Ontology annotation, molecular function: UDP-glycosyltransferase activity. NCBI's taxonomy places the organism in Eukaryota, Viridiplantae, Streptophyta, Magnoliopsida, Cucurbitales, Cucurbitaceae. The record is from RefSeq and is a predicted model, not a curated record. The transcript has a single exon.
GAAUUCCAUUCAUCUUUCGCUUCUAUUUCCUAUUAUAAAUUCUCCCAAAUCCCCACUCUGUUUUUCAUCUUCAUCCUCUGUUUCUGCAACUCUUUAUCCGCCAUGGGAAGCGAACCUCGACAGCUCCAUAUCUUCUUGUUCCCCUUCAUGGCUCACGGCCACAUGAUCCCCUUCGUCGAUAUGGCCAAGCUAUUCGUAUCUCGCGGCGUCAAGAUCACUAUUGUCACCACCCCUCUCAACUCCAUCUCCAUCUCCAAAUCGCUUCAAAAUUUCGCUUCACAGAUUGAGCUGAUUGUCCUCAAAUUCCCUGCUGCUGAAGUGGGCCUUCCGGAUACUUGCGAAAACGCUGAUUCCCUUCCAAGUCCGGAUUAUAUCCCCAAAUUCUUCGAAGCUUCCACCUUACUUCAAGCCCCUUUUGAGCAGGCUCUGCUUCAGAGCCGCCCUGAUUGCCUCGUUGCUGACAUGUUCUUCCCUUGGACUAAUGAUCUCGCCGCGAAAAUUGGCAUCCCCAGGUUGAUUUUUCAUGGGACUGGUGCUUUUUCGCUUUGUGCUUCUGAUUUCAUUAGACUUCACAAGCCUGAAAAGAAUGUUUCGUCGGAAACAGAGCCUUUUCUCAUUCCUUAUCUCCCCGGAGAUAUUAAGAUAACGAAGAUGAAACUCCCUUCAAUCGUUCGGGAAGAUACCGAGACUGAAUUUAGUAAAUUCUUCAACAAGGUUAAAGAAUCGGAAUCGUAUUGCUAUGGGGUUGUUGUGAAUAGUUUUUACGAGCUGGAAACAGAGUAUGUCGAUUGUUACAGAGAUGUAUUGCGACGAAAGGCAUGGCCUAUUGGUCCACUUUCAUUAUGCAACAAUGGAGCUCGUGAAAUUUCGCAGAGAGGAAAAGAAUCCGCCAUUGAUGAACACGAGUGCUUGAAAUGGCUCGAUUCCCAGAAAUCCAAUUCGGUUGUGUAUAUCUGUUUUGGAAGUUUGGCGAAAUUCAACUCUGCUCAGCUCAAGGAGAUAGCUAUUGGGCUUGAAGCUUCUGAGAAAAGCUUCAUAUGGGUUGUCCGGAAAGUGAACGGAGAAGACAAGGAAGAGGAUCAAAAUUGGCUGCCGGAGGGGUUCGAACAGAGGAUGGAAGGAAAGGGGCUGAUUAUAAGAGGAUGGGCGCCGCAAGUUCUGAUAUUGAAUCACCCGGCGGUGGGUGGAUUUGUAACACACUGCGGGUGGAAUUCGACGCUGGAAGGGGUUGCCGCCGGCGUUCCGAUGGUGACAUGGCCGGUAUCGGCGGAGCAGUUUUACAAUGAGAUAUUAGUGACAGAGGUGCUGAAAACAGGGGUCGCUGUCGGGGUUCAGAAAUGGGUGCCUGGUGUCGGAGAUUUCAUCGGAGGGGAAGCUGUGGAGAAGGCAAUAAGGAGAGUAAUGGAAGAUGAAGAAGGUGGUGAGAUGAGAAACAGAGCAGCAGAGAAUGCAGAGAAGGCGAAGAAGGCCGUCGGGAACGACGGAUCAUCGUACCGGAAUCUGGAUUCGUUGAUUGAGGAGCUGAAAUCGUUGGCGUUUUAGAUUCGUUCUCAAGUACGACGGCGACGGCGACGGCCGUGUUCAUGUCAUCCCCCAUUAGUUGGUUUAGAUUUUCUUUUUGUACUUUUUCAUUUGAAUGGAUAAUAUUUUUGUCUGCCUAUUUUAAUA